This is a messenger RNA of Molossus molossus (Pallas's mastiff bat), 3045 nucleotides long. RefSeq names its product ankyrin repeat and MYND domain containing 1 (gene ANKMY1). Lineage: Eukaryota; Metazoa; Chordata; Mammalia; Chiroptera; Molossidae. The transcript is spliced from 17 exons. Gene Ontology annotation, molecular function: protein binding. The record is from RefSeq and is a predicted model, not a curated record. The coding region runs from base 1 to 3045 and encodes 1014 amino acids.
AUGGAAAGUGGCUAUAACUCAGACCAAGUCCCACGUGAUGGCCAGGUGAAGGGGAGGGGCAGCGAGCCUGCUGCCUUUGAGGACCCAGGGACCCUGGAGAGCUCCACCCUCUUCUCCAAAAGGAAUGUGCCAGGGACCCUGGAGGAGGAGGAGGAGGAGUCCCAGGACCCCCUUAGGGAGCAGGACCUGAAGGAGGCCUAUGUCCAGCUGGUCCGAGGUAUGCAGGAGUGGCAAGACGGCUGCGUCUACCGAGGGCAUUUCGGGCUGGACAUGAAGCUGGGGUAUGGAGAAUUCUCGUGGCCCACAGGCGAGUCCUACCAGGGGCAGUUUUACCGGGACCACCGCCACGGCUUUGGUACCUACAUGUGGCCAGAUGGCUCCCGUUUCACCGGCAUGUUUUAUCUCAGCUGCCGGGAUGGUUACGGCACCAUGUACAUGAAGGCAAGGCUCUUCCAGGGGCUGUACAAAGCAGAUGAGCGCUUCGGGCCGGGCAUCGAGACCUACCCCGACGGCAGCCAGGACGUGGGGCUGUGGUUCCGGGAGCACCUGGUCAAGCUGUGCACCGAGAUCCCCAGCGGCUUCUCCAUGCGCCGCCGGUACCCCGAGUUCGCCGGCUGCCUUGCGCACCCGCCUGCUCGCAUCAGCCUGUCUGACGAGGAGGCCAGGAAGUGGGACCUGGACGAGGCCCGGGACCCGUUCUUCUACGACUACAAGCAGUUUCUGCUGGACGACGACCUCACGCUGCCCCCGGAGCUGUACAUCUACUCCACCGACAACGCACACCUGCCCAUGACCCGCUCCUUCCGCAGAGACCUGGACGCCCGGGCCUUCCUGCACGACGUCCCUCCCUUCGUGGAGGACGGGGAGCCCUGGUUCGUCAAAAACGAGACCCCGCUGAUGCUCAAAAUCCAGAAGCAAGCGUACAAGUUCAGGAACAAGAAGGCGCACUCCAGCUGGAACAUGGGCGCCAUCCUGGACGGGAACCGGAGCAGCUUCGCGUGCGCGGGGCCCAAGGAGCGGCUCGCCAGGGAGAUGAUCCUGAAGGCAGAGGAAGGGAACUACGACUGGAUUUAUGGGAUCCUGAGGGACAACCUUGCCAGUCCGGACGUGGCCGACGCGCAGGGCUACACCGUGCUGGUCGCCGCCGCAGUCCACUGUCACAUUGACAUUAUCAACCUGCUGCUGGACCACGGGGCUGACGUGAACAGGUGUACGGAUGAGGGCCUCACGGCGCUGGGAGCUUGCUUCCUCCUCUACUACCCGGCCGGGACCUUCAAGCCCAACAUCGCCGAGAGGACAGCACCUGAGCCCCAGUGCCUUCCAAAGGAAGCUCCAAAAUUCUCAGCGACUCAGAACUCCUUCACGUUCCACGACUCGGACUCGACCUACUCUGAGGAGAUGGUGCUCACCUCAGGCAGCCCCGAGUCCAUCGACCGCCGGGGCAGCUCCCAGAAGUGUGGGUCCACGUCGCUGAGGGGCAGCACCAGCGACUCGGACAAGGGGCCGGACGACGCGUUGGAAAGCCUGGACCAGGGCACGCUGGGCAGCCACGAGUCCGUCUUCGGGUCCAACAUGUGCGUGCAGAACUUCUCCAUCGAGCUGUCCUGGGACCUGCUGGAGAAGGGUGCUGAGGUCUACAGCAGGCUCCGGGCCACCUCCGGCGACACGGGCUCCAACAGGGGCACCAUGAGGCAGAUGGCGCUGUCGAUGAUCGAACGCAGGAACAGGUGGCUGACCAUCCACCGCCUGCUGCACCGAGGCGCUGACCCCAACCUGUGCCGCGUGCCCAUGCAGGUCCUGUUCUUCGCCGUGAAGGCGGGGGACGUGGACGGGGUGAAGCUGCUGCUGGAGAACGGCGCCAGGACGGACGUCCAGCUGCCCCCUGAGCAGGGGGCCCUGACCCCCCUCCACAUUGCAGCGGCCCUUCCUGGGGAGGAAGGCAUCCAGAUAACAGAGCUGCUGCUCCACGCCAUCAUGGACGUGGACACCAGGGCGGCCGACCAGGACGACAUGCGCAAACUGAGCAAGCUGGACCUGCUGCCCUCAAGCAUGAAGCUCAGCAAUGAAGCAGGCCCGCCCAGCGCCUACUACAGUGCGACCGCGCCGGCCCCUGAAGAGGGGGGCAGGACGCCUCUGCAUGUGGCCUGUGAGCGAGAGGACAACCACAGGCACGCCAGGGACAUCGUCCAGCUCCUCCUGUCCCGCAGAGCGAACACCAGCCUGCUGUGGUGCGGCCACUCCCCACUCUCUCUGGCCAUCGCCAGUGGGAAUGACCUGAUUGUGAAGGAGCUGCUGUCCCAUGGCGCUGACCCCAACCUGCUCCUGACCAAAGGCUUGAACAGUGCCCUGUGUGUGGCCUGCGACAUCGCCUACGAGCAGCAGAGAACCUUCGACGGCAGGCUGGCCCUGAUUGACCGGCUCAUUAACUACGGGGCCGACAUCCUGGCCCCUGUGACGCUCACGCAGGGGGACAAGGUGGCUGUGGGCACGGCUGUUGACUACGCGUAUUUCAAAUUCUACCAGGACCGGAAGCUCGCCCACUGCCCCUUCCACACGCUGAUGCCAGCGGAGCGGGAGACGUUUCUGGCCCGGAAGCGGCUCCUGGAAUACAUGGGCUCCCAGCUGCGCUGCGCUGUCCUGGCCAAGGAGAGCCAGUGGGACCCGAGGACGCUGUACCUGAGCAAGAGAGCGGAGCUCACCCCCUGCCACAGGCUGAAGCAGAAGGCCACCAGCACGCCCAGGGCGCUGCACUUGGAGGAGCUGCAGCAGAUCCCGUUCUUCAAGUUCUGCCACCAGUGCGGCCGCUCGGUCGGGGUGCACCUGCUGCCCUGCAGCCGCUGCUACGGGAUCCUGACCUGCAGCAAGACCUGCAAGACCAAGGCCUGGGUGGACUUCCACAGCAAGGACUGCGGCGCCAUGAUGGCCGUCGGGAACGUGCACAAGCCUGGGAUGACAAAGAAGUCACAGAAGGCCCGGGACAAGGGCCCCACGGGAGCAGCACCAGCACCAGCCAGGCAGGUAUACUCCAGCUACAACCAGGAGUGA